Messenger RNA from Zophobas morio, 2402 nucleotides. It is a transcript of the gene SPR, whose product is annotated as sex peptide receptor. Bases 680 to 1852 code for a protein of 390 amino acids. Gene Ontology annotation, cellular component: membrane. Lineage: Eukaryota; Metazoa; Arthropoda; Insecta; Coleoptera; Tenebrionidae. The record is from RefSeq and is a predicted model, not a curated record. Gene Ontology annotation, molecular function: G protein-coupled peptide receptor activity. Gene Ontology annotation, biological process: G protein-coupled receptor signaling pathway. The transcript has 6 exons.
CCGAUAACUGAAAGCAGCUCGGUGCUAGUUUUUCAGUAUUUUCACGCUGAAUUAUUUCUGCAGAUGACCUGUUGCAUGUUAGUAUUUUGUUCCAUGGGGGAUUUUGUUAGAGGCGGUCGAAUUACAAGAGUUAACAUGCAACGCUGAGGGCCAGCAGGAAAAUACUUAUCGAUAACUGCUGUGAGAACAUUCUGCGAAUGUGAGUUGUUCUGGAUUCGGACUUUACAAACAUCAAAUUAUUGUGCUUUCAUGUGAAAACUAUUCAUAAACUAUUAUAAAUGGGGCUGAUCAACCGGAAGGAGGAAGAUCGGUUUAUGUCGUGCAGCUUCCGCUCCCAACUAAUCAAAUUUAUGAUGGCACGCUGGUCUAUUUCAUGCAGAGAACAUUGACUCGUCUUCUAAAUUUCACGAGGAGAACCAAAAUCGAUGGAAGAACACACUGACUUUUCCCGACGAUGCUAAUUAACACCUCGGCCGAACUGCCGAAAAUGUGAUUUUUACCGAUCUCCGAAUUUACCCAAAUUAGUUCCGAGUGCAUUUUCUUAAUAACGACAAACUUUGUUCUGGUAAUUUGGCGACGAUAAUGGCCCCAACUUUUCCUAAUUGCCCCAAGUUACGAAAAAUGUGAUUCAAUCUGGAGAUGGAAAAGCGCGUCUGAGCUGGGUUAAAAAUCGGCAAAAAUGAACGAAGAAGAGUUCAACCAGUCGUUGGUGGAUUUCAACAAUUCCAUCUCAGACUUAACCCCACUUCUCAACAAAUCGGAAGUUAUCACCUACAUCAACAUUACCACCGAAAUGCCCAUUUCCUACGCCGUUCCGCUGUACGGGUACAUCAUGCCCUUCCUCCUUAUCAUCACCAUCAUCGCGAAUACUUUAAUUGUGGUUGUGCUGAGUAAAAGACACAUGAGGACUCCGACGAAUGUCGUGCUGAUGGCGAUGGCGCUUUGUGAUAUGUUUACGGUUUUAAUACCAGCUCCUUGGCUCAUCUACAUGUACACCUUCGGGAACCACUACAAACCCUUGUGGCCCAUCAGUCUUUGUUACGCCUGGAAUGCCAUGCAUGAGGUGAUCCCCAACAUGUUUCACACAGCCAGCAUCUGGUUAACUCUCGCUUUAGCCGUGCAGCGUUACAUCUUCGUCUGCCAUGCACCACUUGCAAGAAAGUUCUGCACAAUGUCCAACGUUUACAAGUGUCUUAUCUAUAUUCUAGUCGUGGCGGCUCUUCAUCAGAGUUUCAGAUUUUUUGACUCAGAAUAUAGCACGGUGGACGUGUUAUGGAACAAUCGCACAACUCACGUAUGCAGACGUGAACGCGCUUACUGGGUGAAGUUCUACGUGACAGAAAACUGCUACUUCAUAACUUACUUCAUGUUCAGGGUAUUAUUCGUACACCUAAUCCCUUGCGUCGCCCUCGUCAUCUUGAAUAUCCUCCUCUUUCGCGCCUUGAAACAAGCACAACAGAGAAGAGACCAACUGCUGUCGAAGAAGAAUCAAAAGAACGAAUGCAAGAGACUGAGAGACUCGAACUGCACGACGCUGAUGCUUAUUGUUGUAGUAACUGUGUUUUUAAUCGUAGAGAUUCCUUUAGUGGUGGUUACUUUGUUGCACAUUAUAUCGAGCACACUGUACGAGUUCUUGGACUAUUAUGUAGCGAAUACGUUAAUUUUGUUUACGAAUUUUUUUAUAAUUCUGAGUUAUCCUAUCAAUUUUGCUAUUUACUGUGGUAUGUCGAGACAAUUUAGGGAGACUUUUAAGGAAUUGUUUAUUAGGGGCGCCGUUUCGACCAGGAACGGCUCCUCGCGGUAUUCCUUGGUCAACGGACCGAGGACCUGUACCAAUGAAACUGUUUUGUAAUUUUUAUCGCUAACUCAAUGUUAAGAGAAAUAUUACGCUUAAAGAGACUCAUACCAUUUUGUUUUUUAUUUGUAAGAAGACUAAAUACUUUGUAACAAAUUCGUACUUGUAUGUUGUAAUUUGUUUAAGAGACUGUAUAAAAUAUGUGUUGAAUCCAGUCUGAAACAUAUAUCUGGUUUGUACAUAAUUUAAUGUUGCGUGUAUGUACUCAGUAAUCUUAGGUUAAGUUGCAGGGGUUUUAUUUGACAAACUUAAGGCGUGGACUAUUUGUCAAUAACUUUCAACAAAAGAGCCCUAACUUGAAAGUAGUUGACAAUUAUUUCCAUUAUUUUUAACACUAUAAUCUGAAUUAAUUGUAGUGUUGAAAUCUUAUGACUGUGUGAACGUGUAAUUUUGCAAAAAUUGCACGCUAUUUGAUGAACUGAAUAUGUAUCAUUAAUGUUUAAUAUAACCAUAUAGAAUAAAUGUGGAACAUGUUGAAUGUUUAUAUCCACAGAUGUUGCCUUCCCUAACAUAUGUUAAAUAAAUGUACUUGUACAAAAUGUAACAA